CUUCACUUUACUUAUAUCUGAAAUGAUAAUACAUGUAUAUAAAUUAAUGAGUUAUAAUAUAUGUCACAUAUGAACACGUUUACAAGAAUGUGCGAUUAAGCUAGCGAAGGAUCAUAGCGGCAAAAUAAUAAUAUAGGUGUGACCUUGGUGUAUAUAAAAUGGGAAAAUCAAAGUCAGUCGAUUUUGUCGACGUGCCUCUCUCCAAUUCAACAUUACCAGGAGAAUCAGAUGGGCAGCCAAACAAGUUCUACACCAGUACAAAGUUUCGAUUGAUAAUAGUGAUUGUCGCUAUCUCUAUACUUAUUCUUGGCCUAAUUAUAGGCCUUGCCGUCGAAUCUAAGAAGAACAACGCGUUAAAAUCAAAAGUUCAAAUGCUACAAAAACGCCAGCUACACAAGGCAAGUACCGUUCCGACACAAGUUCCACCACUGAUUGCAUGGCCGUUACAGCUAGGACAACUCACCGUUGACAAAACGUUAUCAUUUUCCCUUCGGAACGGCAGCUCGAUAAAAUCUUCAUGGAAACAUUCGUUUAUUGACUUGUCUGCGUUAACACCGACUGAUUGUUCAAGUAAUGCCAGGUCUCAUUUGUGUUUGGAGUGGGAAAAUGAACGAAAAUUAAACAUAAGCCUGUCACCACAAGCACUAGAUGAUGGUUCAGUUCUCGAAUGUUACAACGUUGAAUGGGUCAGUCAAAGAGAUUCGAGCCAAAUCCUAACUGACUGUUUUAAUGUUGCCACAGCGCACUGGUAUGGCGGUUACGAGGAUUACCAUCAAUACUGGCCGUUCGACAAAAACAUCAUGCCACUCUCACCUUACGUUAGCAAUGACGCGUUUAAAGAGGGCAUAGGCAACGUACUUGAGAGGUAUUUCAUAUCUUCAAGAGGUAUAGGAAUUUUGCUCGACAAUGAUAUUCCUUUAUAUUUUAGUUUAAACAACCCGGUGAAUGGAAGUAUGUGUUUUACUGCAAAAUAUGAGCGAUACCCAUUUUUCAAUAAACACAACAGCUUUCCAAAAUUAAGUUACAAAAUCUGUCAUGCGCAAAAUGUUAAAGACGUUCACAAGAAGAUGUCUGCAUCUUUUAUACAAAGACCAAAAGGAAUUCCGCAUGAGGAUUUAUUCAGAUAUCCAAUAUGGUCUACUUGGGCGCAAUAUCAUUAUGACAUUAACCAGUCAACUGUCCUUGAAUUUACAAACGACGUGCAAAACAAAGGGUUUUCUUGCUCGCAGAUUGAAAUAGACGAUAACUGGACGCCACAUUAUGGCGAUUUUUUCUUUGAUGAUAAUAAGUUUCCUAAUGCCACUAAUAUGAUUGCUAGGAUCAAAGAAAACGGAUGUGCAGUCACUGCUUGGGUUCAUCCCUUCUUUAAUAUCGAUGGAUCUUAUUUCAAAGAAGCAAACGCAAAACAAUAUCUUCUACGACAGGUUGAUUCAGACGUUCCUGUCCUGACGAAAUGGUGGGAUGGAAAUAUGACGGGAGUUUUGGAUGUUUCCAACAAAAACGCCACCGACUGGUAUUUAGACAAAUUGAACAAACUUAAACAUGAAACUCAAUUAGACUCUUUUAAGUUUGACGCAGGCGAACUGUCAUGGCUGCCAAAUAUAUAUGAUGCAUCUGAUUUACCCAACAACCCUUGCGAAAAUUACCCGAAAAGAUAUGUCGAGAUGGCUGCAAGAGCAGAUUUGCACCGACGGCAGGAAGUUAGAAGUGCUUAUAAAACUCAGCAAUACCCUAUCUUUGUACGUCAAAUCGACAAAGUAUCAGCGUGGGGUCAUAACAACGCAUUGGCGUCAAUUAUACCCGGAGCGUUUACUUUCGGAAUACUCGGCUAUCCGUUUGUUCUACCAGAUAUGAUUGGUGGAAAUGCUUAUGAUAGCCGCUUCCCGGAUUCGGAGCUUUUUGUUCGAUGGAUACAGCUGAAUACUUUCCUUCCAAGUAUGCAGUUGUCAGUAGUGCCAUGGGACGAAAGGUUCAACAGUUCAGAUAUAGAUGUAGUACAAAUAGCACGCAAGUUCACCGGACUUCACACGAAUAUCUCAGACAUUUUUAUAAAAUUUGCUAAUCUUUCAGUACUCACGGGAGAACCAAUUAUCAGACCGCUGUGGUGGAUUGACCCUGUUGAUAAGAUAGCACUGACCUGCGAAGACGAAUUCUUAGUUGGUGACGAAUUUCUAGUUGCUCCUAUUUUAAACAAAGGGGCAAGGUUACGCGACAUAUAUUUUCCGUAUGGAUCCUGGCUUGAUAUGUUGCAAGAAAAUAGUACCGUUAUGCACAGUGGACCUAGAUGGGUCAGGAAUUAUUCUGUACAAAUAGAUGAAAUUGCCUAUUUUAAGAAUAUGAAAUGAGCUUAUAUCUCAAACACGCAGAAAUAAUCAGUGUCAGAAAGUACUUAAACAAAGAUUUACAUUCAGGCUUAUUCAUAGCAAAGUUAUCAUGUAUGUACAUUUUAGGUUUAAUGCACCACUCCCCAUUUAGAAA
This is a messenger RNA of Mercenaria mercenaria, 2478 nucleotides long. Its product is annotated as myogenesis-regulating glycosidase-like. Gene Ontology annotation, molecular function: hydrolase activity, hydrolyzing O-glycosyl compounds. Gene Ontology annotation, biological process: carbohydrate metabolic process. Bases 159 to 2345 code for a protein of 728 amino acids. The record is from RefSeq and is a predicted model, not a curated record. Lineage: Eukaryota; Metazoa; Mollusca; Bivalvia; Venerida; Veneridae. The transcript is spliced from 2 exons.